Alternaria rosae is the source of this 1390-nucleotide messenger RNA. RefSeq lists its product as uncharacterized. NCBI's taxonomy places the organism in Eukaryota, Fungi, Ascomycota, Dothideomycetes, Pleosporales, Pleosporaceae. The record is from RefSeq and is a predicted model, not a curated record. Bases 146 to 1174 code for a protein of 342 amino acids. The transcript has a single exon.
AGCAAACCUCGGUCAACACGCGGUGGUGUCAUGUUUUCUCUACGCGCGGAAUCACAACACCAUGAAGGCUCGAUAGUACCGACACUCCUUUCUGCUUGCUUCCAAGUCUCCCUUGAGCGUCUACCCUAAUACCUACUUUCUCAAAAUGGAGGACUCGCAUCCGGACUCCACUACCAUCCCUUCCUCGAUCAGCGCAAACCAUCCCACUCCACACCCCGAUGCCAAACCUCCACCCACACCACCGUCGCGAUUGACAGCAGUACAAAAGCUGCGUUUCCUCCUCCUAAGAUACCUCGCCAGAACAGCUGGCACCGCAGACCGCACGCUCGUCCGCCUCUCCAAACUCCUCUCCACACCCAGCGGCACCGACGUCCUCCUCUGCACAACAUCCUACACCCUAACCCUCAUUCAUGCUAUCCUCUCCCGCGUUCUCGAACGCCGCCUCGCGUCCAUAGCCACCGAAAUCGCCGAGAAAGCAGAGGGCGUCUUACUCCCCGGCGAAACGCUCAUAGCCACCCUCCCAGCGCCCACGAGUACAAAAGUCAUCGCACAAGUAGUUGGAAGUUCGAAAGCGCUUGCGGCUGUCAUAUCCGAUUUCCGCAUCUUUGUAAGAUUAUGGGGGGUGUUGGGCUUGUAUACGUGGGCGCGGGACACAUAUCAAGACCGGUUGCCAGAAGAUGCAAGUAGGAAAGAGAAGAUAUUAAGAGGCCUGACGUGGACGGCUAUCAUGUCUUGUGUUGGUUUCCAGGUCUUGGAGAAUGGCGCGUAUUUGAGCUCAAAGGGUGCGUUGACGACGGCAAGCUGGACGGGCGAUGUGGGUAAAGCACGGGAAAAUGCGUGGUGGUUGUGGAGUUCGAGAUUCUGGGCUGCGUAUGUGGGUGUUGAGCUUGUGCGUUUGGGUGUUCAGCAUUAUUACGCUUCGCCGUCUUCGUCAAUAUCGGCGAACACGGGCGAUGGAGAGAAGGAAGAUAAGAUCCAGAGGGAAGAGCGGAUUAAGGCUAGGAAAUUGGAAAACUGGCUUUGGUGGAAGGAUUUUGCGUCUAAUCUGGCAUAUGCGCCCAUGACUGUUCAUUGGUCAUUGGAGCAAGGGUUGCUGAGUGAUUGGGGUGUCGGUGCUUGUGGUAUGGUCGCUGGUGGGGCACUGUUGGCUGACGCGUGGAGGAAGACUGCGUGAGCAUUUGGCAGGCUCCAUCAAGUGGGAUAGCACCGCAUUGUAUUCCUCAAACUCACACAUUUCCUACCGCGAAUCAUCACGUGGCCAGUCAAGUACAGUUGGGUUAAAAGGUUCGAUUGUUCUAGGUACGCUUCCGUCUCGUGUUGAACAGACAGCCAAACGUACAGAAUCAAACCUACAAAGAGCGGAGCGAGAUACAUCGGAAAAGAAGAAGAA